Entelurus aequoreus (snake pipefish) is the source of this 3040-nucleotide messenger RNA. It is a transcript of the gene emc1, whose product is annotated as ER membrane protein complex subunit 1. The record is from RefSeq and is a predicted model, not a curated record. Bases 58 to 2946 code for a protein of 962 amino acids. The transcript is spliced from 21 exons. Gene Ontology annotation, molecular function: protein binding. Gene Ontology annotation, cellular component: EMC complex. NCBI's taxonomy places the organism in Eukaryota, Metazoa, Chordata, Actinopteri, Syngnathiformes, Syngnathidae. Gene Ontology annotation, biological process: protein folding in endoplasmic reticulum.
AGUGACGUUUUUGGCUUCCGGUUCCCCCUCUGAGUGCAAGGCAGGUCUGCUGAGGCAAUGGCAAAGCUAAUUUUGCAGUUAUUCAAAUUAACUGUUUUGUGCUUCGCUGUCGACGCCGUGUUUGAAGAUCAAGUUGGAAAAUUUGACUGGAGGCAGCAAUAUAUUGGCAAGGUCCGUUUUGCCCAUUUUGAUGCACAAACGCAGUCUUCCAAGAAGGUGAUCCUGGCAACUGAGAAUAAUGUCUUUGCUGCAGUGAAUACCAGGACGGGAGAACUUCUGUGGCGACAUGUUGAUAAGACUGGGCCAAAUGGACACAUUAAUGCUCUUCUGCAUCAUGGACAAGAUGCGGUGCUGGUGGUGGGUAAUGGCCGCAUUCUGCGCUCCUGGGAUAUAAAUGUCGGUGGUUUGAACUGGGAGAUUGUGCUGGACUCUGGCAGUUUCCAGGCUGCACGUUUGGUUGGCCAGCACGACACAGUGAAGCAGGUGGCUGUUUUGAAAAAAACAGCCUUGUCUCUCCAUUAUCUUUUUAAUGGUCAUCAAAAAUGGAUUGAAAAUCUUCCAGAAAGUGAGACUGUGGAUUACCAGUUUGUGUAUUCUGGAGGAAAUGGGGAAGUGUAUGUCCUGGGAGUCCUGCCUCAUUCCCACAUUUCUAUUGUCACCUACAGUGUGGAGGAUGGAGAGAUAAUCAAGCAGAUUUCAGUUGAAGCUCCAUGGCUGUCCGACAUUGAGGCCAGCUGUGCUAUAGUUGGGCAGGGAAUAUUAACAUGUGUGGAUGCUGCCUCAGCAUCGCUCUACACAGUUGAUAUACAUGCUCAGUCGCAGAUGACCCAAAUUCCUUUGCAGUCACUAGGACUUGAUGUUGCACCCAACUUUCGUCCAAUUUUGGUGUCCACCCAGCCUAAUCCGGCCCGGCCUCCUCUCUCAGAGUUCUUCCUUCAGCUCAGUCCUGAUCAUUACCUGCUUCUCCAGCUCAGCAAUGGUCAGAUAGUGACUCUGAGGGACCUCAAGCCUGCAAUGUUGGCUUCAUUUGCCACCACUGGAGACAAGACUGUUGCUGCCGUUAUGUCACCCAAGAAUAAAACAGCCUGCAGUCUUAACCUCUUCAGUGCAGAAACCGGACGCAGACUUCUUGACACAACCUUGAUUUAUAAUAUGGAUCCUAAUGGUGGGAAAGCAGAGAAGCUGUAUGUGCAGUCCUUCCUGAAGAAAGACGACUCUGUUGGCUACAGGGUGAUGGUGCAGACUGAGGACCACACACUGAGCUUCAUACAGCAGCCAGCACGUGUCAUGUGGACCAGGGAGGAGUCGCUUUCAGACGUGGUUUCUAUGGAAAUGGUGGAUCUGCCCCUCACGGGAACGCAGGCAGAACUGGAGGGGGAGUUUGGCAAAAAGGCCGACGGCCUGAUGUCCAUGGUGCUGAAGCGCCUCUCCUCCCAGCUCAUCCUGCUUCAGGCCUGGAUCUCUCACCUCUGGAAGCUGUUCUACGACGCUCGCAAACCUCACAGCCAAGUUAAAAACGAAGUGACCAUUGAGACGCUGUCCAGGGACGAAUUUAACUUGCAGAAAAUGAUGGUCAUGGUCACUGCGUCUGGCAAGCUCUUUGGCAUUGACAGCAAGACUGGCACUAUUUUGUGGAGGCACUACCUUGACAACAUCCCAUCCAAUGCAGCCUUCAAACUAAUGGUGCAACGGACCACUGCCCACUUCCCCCACCCUCCUCAGUGCACGCUCCUCAUCAAAGACAAGGAAACAGGCUUGACCACACUCCACGUAUUUAACCCCAUCUUUGGGAAGAAGAGCCAUGUCACCCCGCCUGCACUGCCUAGACCAAUACUUCAGUCGCUCUUGCUUCCUCUCAUGGACCAAGAUUAUGCUAAGGUCUUACUUCUUGUUGACGACCAUUAUAAGGUGACUGCCUUCCCCUCUACAAAGAACGUCCUGCAGCAGCUCCAAGAAGUGGCUUCAUCCAUAUUCUUUUACCUAGUGGACUCUAGCCAAGGCAGACUUUGUGGAUACAGACUGCGAACGGAUUUGUCCACUGAGCUGAUCUGGGAGGUGGUCAUCCCCACAGAGAUGCAGAAAAUUGUCUCGGUCAAAGGGAAAAGACCAAAUGAGCAUGUGCACUCCCAGGGCCGAGUAAUGGGUGAUCGCAGUGUCCUCUAUAAGUACCUGAACCCCAACCUCCUGGCAGUAGUGACUGAGAGCACAGACUUGCACCAAGAGCGAAGCUUUAUUGGAAUCCUGCUGAUCGAUGGCGUGACGGGGCGGAUUAUCCACGAAGCUGUUCAGAGAAAGACCAGAGGACCGGUUCAUGUUGUGCACUCUGAAAACUGGGUGGUGUAUGAAUAUUGGAGCACCAAGUCUCGCAGGAAUGAGUUCUCUGUGAUUGAACUGUACGAGGGCAUGGAGUUGUACAACAGCAGCGUGUUCAGCUCUCUGGAUCGACCUCACGCCCCUCAGGUGCUCCAGCAGUCUUACAUUUUCCCUUCAGGCAUCUCCGCCAUGGAGGCCACGCUGACCGAGAAGGGCAUCACCAGCCGCCAUCUGCUGAUCGGCUUGCCUUCAGGAGGGAUUUUGUCACUGCCCAAAAUGUUCCUCGACCCCCGGAGACCUGAAAUCAUAUCUGAGCAGAGCAGGGAGGAAAACCUGAUCCCUUACGCUCCGGAGUUGCUCAUUCGCACUGAAUGGUUCGUCAACUACAAUCAAACCGUUUCAAGGGUGCGAGGAAUUUACACUGCCCCCUCUGGACUGGAGUCCACAUGUCUGGUGGUGGCAUACGGUCUGGACAUCUACCAGACGCGCGUUUACCCCUCGAAACAAUUUGACGUUCUGAAAGACGACUACGACUACAUGCUGAUCAGCAGCGUCCUCUUCGCGCUCUUCUUCGCCACGAUGAUCAGCAAGCGCCUGGCGGAGGUCAAACUGCUGAACAGGGCGUGGCGCUAAAGCGGCCGGCCCGGCGUCUUCACGGCCUGGAGGCUGCACGUUGGACCCCGGGAGGCAGAGAGGUCAAAGGAAGAAGAAGAAGAAGAAGAAAAAG